This is a messenger RNA of Stylophora pistillata, 1770 nucleotides long. RefSeq names its product gamma-glutamyl hydrolase. Gene Ontology annotation, molecular function: gamma-glutamyl-peptidase activity. The record is from RefSeq and is a predicted model, not a curated record. Gene Ontology annotation, cellular component: vacuole. NCBI's taxonomy places the organism in Eukaryota, Metazoa, Cnidaria, Anthozoa, Scleractinia, Pocilloporidae. Gene Ontology annotation, biological process: tetrahydrofolylpolyglutamate metabolic process.
AAUCACGAUGGAGGCAUGUGAUGUGUUUUGAGAGCAUUUCAAGUGGUCCCAGGUCGCUUUUAGCUACCUUUGCCCUCACUGGUUUAGCCAAGCAGACCUCGGGUUGUUGAUAAGGAAGCGUGUCGAUAAUGCAGCUCAUUACAACAGUUGUGUUCGCUAUUAGCUUGCUAAGUGUCCCAAGCGAGACUCGACCUCAAAUCCACAGCUUGUUGCAAACAAAUACUCUGUCUUCCGACAUAAAAACAGAUCGGCCCAUCAUAGGCAUCCUGGCCCAAAACACAUAUGGCUAUCUUAAGAAAACUUUUGGCCCAGCAUACAUUGUUGCCUCUUACAUCAAAUACAUAGAAUCUGCUGGAGGAAGAGUUGUACCAAUUAGAAACAACUUGACAGAGGACCAGUUAGAAGAUUUGUUCAGCUCGAUCAAUGGAGUAUUAUUUCCAGGUGGUGGAGCAGAUAUAUAUGAUUCACCUUACUCAAGGACAGGCAAAAUAAUCUUUAAUCUGGCAAAGAAGGCCAAUGAUGCCGGAGAUGUCUUUCCACUCUGGGGAACUUGCUUGGGAUUCCAAUUUCUCAGUGUUCAAGGAGUUGGUGGAAGAGAAAUUACAUCGCCUGUGGAUGGUGUAGAUUUUAGUGUUCCUUUGAAUAUCAGUGAAGGUUACAAGUCCAGUCGCCUUUUGGGAUCUGCACCUGAAGAAAUAAUAGCUUACCUAAAAACAGACAAUGUUACUUACAACCACCACCAGAAGUGUAUAUCUACAGAGACAUAUUCAAAUGAUGAGCAAUUGAAGAAGUUCUACAAAUGUCUGUCAACCAACAGAGGCAAGGAAGGAAAGGAGUUUUUAUCAACAAUUGAAGCUUAUGAUUAUCCAUUUUAUGGUACUCAAUGGCAUCCUGAAAAGAACUCCUUUGAAUGGACCCUUCAUGAGGCCAUAAAUCACUCUAAAGAGGCGGUAGCCGUUACGCAGUAUGUGGCAGAUUUUUUUGUCAACCAAGCUCGUCUGAGUGAACACAGGUUUUCAAGCAAGGAAGAAGAAGAUGCUGCUUUGAUUUACCACUAUGAUCCAAUCUACUGUGAACCCGAAAUAACACACUUUGAGCAGUGCUACAUUUUCUAAAAGCGGCUCAGUAGUGGCUUGUGGCUCGUGCCUCAUAAAGAAAUUCGAAAGGUUUUGAAAGUGUGUCCGUCAUAGGCUUAAGUAUUUACUGUGGAAUCCUUUUAGUGGUGAUUUCUUUUACUAAUUAACUGCAAAAAAUUGAAAAUUUUUAGUGUAUGAUGCUUAGAUUGUCCAAUUGUGAAUUUGACGCGUACGCGGUGCUAUUUUACUUAUUAAGUCUGUACUAUCCAAUAACGUUCGAGAAUUUUUUUUACCAUAAUUGGCAAUUUUCUUUUAAGUGGCUAAGUAAGAUAAAGCGCUUUGAGUAUGGUAGAACCAAACCCAGAGUUAUCGCAACGCCGAACUAGAAGAGGGAAAAAUAUAUAAAUUAACCAAAGAUAACUCAAAGUGAAGGCACGUGAAAAUAGGCCAUUCUUAGAUUGAAGGAAAGGUCAAAAUGUUUGGCGUCAUCAUUUGAAUUACUGGCACCUUUUGUACUUUUACAGUAGUUUUGAUAAUUGGUAGGGGUUGGGUUAACUUUUAUAAAUUUAUACGACGUAAUCUAUCUACUACAGCAAAUUUAGGUUAAAAGAAAAAGUAAUUAGUUAUGUGCUAGAAUCGUGGUAAAAUUAUGUAGAUACACCGGCAAAAUAGAAUAAAGAUACUUUGUACGCUG